This is a messenger RNA of Populus nigra (black poplar), 2381 nucleotides long. RefSeq names its product probable amino-acid acetyltransferase NAGS2, chloroplastic. The record is from RefSeq and is a predicted model, not a curated record. Gene Ontology annotation, cellular component: cytoplasm. Gene Ontology annotation, molecular function: L-glutamate N-acetyltransferase activity, acting on acetyl-CoA as donor. NCBI's taxonomy places the organism in Eukaryota, Viridiplantae, Streptophyta, Magnoliopsida, Malpighiales, Salicaceae. Bases 223 to 2061 code for a protein of 612 amino acids. The transcript is spliced from 10 exons. Gene Ontology annotation, biological process: L-arginine biosynthetic process.
GGCCACACGUAAAGUAUGGUAGAAGAAAUUUUGGUCACUCAAAGGAAGCGGCGGUUGCGAGCUGGGGCACCGUCACAUGUAUCUGCUUUCGUUCAACUUCAGCCUGCCAUGGUGGCCUCUCCUCCAUCCUCUCCUCUCUUGAACCCACCAAUUUUUAUUGUCCGCGUCUCAGUCUGCAGCUCCCAUCUUCAAACAUCAACGAAGAAAUAAAAGGCAACGAAGAUGGUAACUCCUUAUUCAAGCCACUGCUUUUCUCUACAAAAUCACCACUUGCUUCCAUUUUUAUCCGCAAAGCCGCUCUUUUUUUCCAGCAAGAAUCUCCAUGUAAAAAACCCACCAAGAAGGUUUUCUCCUUUUUUAAGUAGUAGUAGUAAUGAGGGAGGUUGGAGUAGCAAGUUAGCAAGUCGGCGAAAGGUUUUUGGGGAGACAGGGAGUGGGAGUAUCGAAGAGGGUUCUAAUUCGGUGGAAGACAAGCAAUUUGUCAAGUGGUUUCGUGAGGCCUGGCCUUACUUGUGGGCUCAUAGAGGAAGUACUUUUGUUGUUAUUAUUUCUGGUGAAACUGUUUCUAGUCCUUUCUUGGAUUCCAUUUUGAAGGAUAUAGCAUUUCUGCAUCACCUGGGGAUUAAGUUUGUGUUAGUCCCAGGAACUCAUGUCCAAAUUGACAGUCUUUUGUCUGAGAGAGGGCAUGAGCCUAAGUAUGUUGGUCAAUACAGAAUUACUGAUUCUGAAGCUUUGGCUGCCUCAAUGGAGGCUGCGGGGAAGAUUCGUAUCAUGAUAGAGACCAAACUUUCUCCUGGACCUUCCAUAUGCAAUAUUCGUCGACAUGGUGACAGUAGUCGUUGGCAUGAUGUUGGUGUCAGUGUUGCUAGUGGUAAUUUUCUUGCAGCCAAGAGACGAGGAGUUGUUGAAGGAGUUGAUUUUGGAGCAACUGGUGAAGUCAAGAAAGUAGAUGUUACUCGAAUGCGUGAAAGGCUUGAUGGUGGUUGUAUAGUGGUGUUAAGCAACUUGGGAUAUUCAAGCUCUGGAGAAGUCUUAAAUUGCAACACAUACGAAGUUGCUACAGCUUGUGCCUUGGCUAUUGGGGCGGAUAAGCUUAUUUGCAUCAUAGAUGGUCCAAUUCUGGAUGAGAGCGGACACCUUAUUCGCUUCUUGACUCUGGAAGAAGCAGACAUGUUGAUUCGUAAGCGGGCUAAGCAAAGUGAGAUAGCUGCUCAUUAUGUCAAAGCUGUUGGUGAAGAAGAUUGUGCUUUUCUUGAACACUAUGAUUCUGUUGGAAUUGAUGCAUCCUCACAGAAUGGGAAGUCUCUCAGUGGAAGGCACAACGCAACCUUUCACAAUGGUGUUGGGUUUGACAAUGGAAAUGGACUAUGGUCUGGGGAACAAGGUUUUGCUAUUGGAGGUGAAGAGCGACAAAGUCGAUUAAAUGGUUAUCUUUCAGAAUUGGCUGCUGCAGCUUUUGUUUGCAAAGGUGGCGUUCAAAGAGUACAUCUUUUAGAUGGCACAAUUGGUGGAGUUCUGCUGUUAGAACUGUUUAAAAGAGAUGGAAUGGGGACAAUGGUGGCUAGUGAUCUUUACGAAGGAACUAGGAUGGCCAGAGCGACAGAUCUUGCAGGAAUAAGACAAAUUAUACAGCCGUUAGAAGAAUCUGGCACAUUGGUUCGGAGAACUGAUGAAGAGCUGCUUAAAGCAUUGGAUUUCUUUGUUGUUGUGGAAAGAGAAGGUCAAAUUAUCGCUUGUGCUGCUCUUUUUCCUUUCUUUGAAGAGAAGUGUGGAGAAGUUGCUGCCAUUGCAGUUUCUCCUGAAUGCCGAGGACAAGGGCAGGGAGAUAAAUUACUUGAUUUCAUUGAGAGGAGAGCCUCUUCCCUUGGAUUGGAAACACUUUUCCUGCUUACAACUCGCACUGCAGAUUGGUUCACAAGGCGAGGCUUCUCAGAGUGUUCCAUUCAAUUGAUACCAGAGGAAAGAAGGAAGAAGAUUAAUCUAUCCCGUAAUUCCAAGUAUUAUACAAAGAAGUUGCUACCUGAUACUAGUGGAAUUAGUGUUGAUAGAGCAUUCAGUUAAAGUUUUAUUGCAGCUUGAUGGAAUACGGCCUCAUAGACCGGUUAUUUCCACUCUGUGAAGCCGCUUCCUAAUUUAUCUGUUCUUGUAUAUAUAUAUAUAUAUAUAUAUUAGCCCUUCAUGUUUGAAGUUCUGGGCAGUGUUAUAAAACCUGGCCUGGCUGGUCAAAGAGCCUAGGCUAAGCUCCAAAUUGGGGGGGUUACUAGGUUGACUUGCCAGGUAUUAUAUUUGUGAGUACAAGAGUGAUGGCUGUGAAUGAAGUUAUUCAAGCUAACGUAUUCAAAUACCAUUAAGAAUACCAGUCCAAACUCUCAUUGAUUCAA